This is a messenger RNA of Haliotis rubra (blacklip abalone), 1894 nucleotides long. RefSeq names its product orexin receptor type 2-like. Gene Ontology annotation, cellular component: plasma membrane. The coding region runs from base 473 to 1621 and encodes 382 amino acids. Gene Ontology annotation, molecular function: G protein-coupled receptor activity. The transcript has 2 exons. Gene Ontology annotation, biological process: G protein-coupled receptor signaling pathway. NCBI's taxonomy places the organism in Eukaryota, Metazoa, Mollusca, Gastropoda, Lepetellida, Haliotidae. The record is from RefSeq and is a predicted model, not a curated record.
AAAAGGGGGUUAGAAUAUUAGAUCCGGGAGAGCAACUACUAUUACCUACACCGGCCAUAUGUCAUGCUGUUGAGAUGACUAAACAGGCAGUAGGGUUUUACGUAGGCUAAUGACAUAUUACCUGAACGUACGUGUGUUAACAGAGAUGUCACGAUUGUUGUGAGUUUACACAGACAGUGAUAUCGUAACGUCCACAUGGGAGAGCUCUACCAAUGUGCUGUUCCUCCUUACAGGUGGCCUCAAGACCGACACAAUACAGGACACUUGGAACACAUACCGUGACAUGUACAAGCGGGUUGCUGUCUGCCUUCAAUGAACAACUGUAAUGGACAAAGGAUGAUCGGAUGCUGGCGCUCCUGAAACAACAGUUGUGGUUGUGUUAAUGUCCAGUGUGUGAAACUGAUCUUUGGUGUCCCCAGUCGUGAUAUUGCUGAAAUAAGACUUAUAACCACUCACUGCAUCAAUGGUCUAAAUGCUGAGCAGGAUGAACACGUCCACACUUCCCCCGACUAACAAUGAAACGGAUCCUCCGUGGAACGGGAACAGAACCCUGAAGGACGUCAAUGACGCUAUGGCCAUGACGUUGCUUCCAGUCAUGCUGUACAUUGGAGUGUUAAUGAUCGUUGGUUUCGUCGGCAACGUCAUGGUAGUCUACGUCUUCAUCUUCAAAUUCAGACGUGGAACACAAAACUUCCUUAUUACCUGUCUAGCAGUGUUUGAUCUGAUCAGCUGUGUGAUUGCAAUGCCUACAGAGAUUGUUGACGUCCGCUACUUCUACAUGUUUGACUCUGAAUUUGCAUGUAAAUUAUUAACCUUCGUGACGACCUUCUGUGCAAUGUGUUCUGUAUUUACAUUACUGGGUAUCGCAAUUGACCGAUACAUCAAAGUGUGCCGCCCGUUAACAAACCAGGUAAAGGUGAAGCAUGUGAGGAUCUGGAUUGUCAUUGUUGUGUUUGUUGCACUUGGAUUUUCAUGGCCUUCCUUGCUCAUCUAUGGAAUAAGAUCUGCGGAUACAGAUGAGCCUCAUAUUACAGGCAGGGACUGCUCAACAGCUGACCAAAUGAUUGGUACACAUUAUCCCCUGAUAUAUAACGUUGUGUUAGUGGCUGGUCUUCUCGUCACAACAACUGUGCUCUUAGUGUUAUAUGUGUUCAUACUUAAAGCCAUAAGGAUUCAUAGAAGCCAUAUGAAAGCACGUGCCUCUUUUGCAUCUGAUACGGUUGUUUCAACGAUAGAAAUGUCAAACAAAGGUAUUUCGGAACCACAGUAUAGACUCGAUAGUAAGAACAGCUUCAAGACAAGCGAGCGACGGAAUAAGACGACUGUAAUUGCAUUCUUGGUGACGAUUGUAUUUGUGUUGAGCUUUCUUCCGCAUCUUGCUCUAAUGUGCACCCGAGCCAUCAUAAAAGACUUUGACCAUGACUUAAGGGGAUCGUCUCUUGUUGCAUUCAAUAUAUUCAUUCGUUCCUACUUUGUCAACUCUGUAGCUAAUCCUAUAAUAUACGGCGUCCUGAACUACAAAUUCAGGGAAGAAUCAGUGUGGUUGUUCAGAACUGUUCUGUGCUGUAGACGACGUCGCGUACAAAUUACCCAAGAACCUUCAUUUACAUCGUUUUCUUGAUGAACGGAUUCUACCAUGAGCAUUGCAAUUUCCGACACUACUCUUUUUUGAGCACGAGAGGCGAUGUUUUUAAAUAGCGGGGCGGUAUUUAGCAGCUCCAACUGAAUAGACAGUUCAAAUGUGAAUUGAUUAUAAAAUUAUUCUUUUUCCCUGUUCUACAGUUUUGUUGCAAAUAAGUUUGUUGUUAAAUGUAUCGGUGUUCUUAACAUGUUUUCAGAUUGUACAUUCAGUCAAUACAUCAUUGUGUUUGUGUUGAAAAUAUUUCUCAGAUAA